AUGAUCGUUCCUCAAUCGGGAAGCAACAAGACCCCGAAAGGAGUAUCACUCUCGCCAUUCAAUCAUUCGUCCGUACCGACCACAACAAAUGUACAUGGUACUCAUUCUUCUACAAAUUUGAGACCAAAGACACUUCAAAUUUCAUCACCCAUUCAAUCUUCAAGUAACAAUAAUUACCUUCCGAAAAUUGGUAUGUCUAAUUGUAGCAACAACAUCAACUCUCCAACAAAAUCAUCACGCCAAAGAGAGCAGCAACCAUCGAGUAGGUCUUCAUUGCGUUGCUCAUUCACUCCUCCAAAAAAGAUCAACGAUCGCCAAGCUCCUACCAAUGGUGGUAGCUCAAAAUCUCGCAAGUCAUUCUCGACAGGAACAAAAUCACGAACAGAAACGACAGGCACUGUUCCAACUACUAAAACCUUCAAUAUCGAUUGUAAAUGUCGUAGCAAUCAUUCUCCCUCCAAUCGCCAUGUGGCGGAUUCUUCUUCCUUACCACACUUCAAUCACCAACAAUUAUUUGAAAAGCAACAACUUGUGACUUCAGCCAAACAAAGACGCUCUCUGUCGUCACUAACUCAUUCUACUCGUACGUCGAUACAACAAGAGUCACGACCACAACUCGGAGAAGUGGAAGAAUUAGAUAGUAGUUCUACUCAUUGGACUGCCGAUAGUCACUCACUGCUGACUAGUCUUCUUUUCAAAGAGAGUAACCAGUCGUCGUCCUCUUCUGUCAGUAAUCAUAGCGGUAGCAAUCAUGAUCUGACUGUACACAAAGAACUACUCAUAAACCCCUUCAAAGACCUCUCCAACAGCUGUAAAUAUUUACCAGAAAUUCCUAGACCCAAAGUUCCCGAUUUGUCUGACAGAAACCAAAGCAUGUUCACAAAAUUGGUCAAAAUUCAAAAUUUCAUCAAUUCAUUUGAAUAUAACUAUAUUGACCAACAUUUCUUUGAUAUUACAAGACUGAGACCUCUGAAAAGCAUCAUUUCCACAGCAAAAGAAAUUAUCAAUGAUUGUCUUCCGAUAAGAUGCGUCGAGGGAACCUUUCUUGCCAUCUAUUUCACACAAGAAUUGGAAGAUGUGGAACGUUUCAGCGUAUUUUUCGAGACUGAAAUGACAGCGACACGAGCAAUUUACAGACACAUUGUUCUCGUGGUUCGAUUUAAAUCCAAGUAUGGAGCACUCGGAUUAUCGAGAAAGGAAGAUUUAUAUUACAAGCCCCUUUCGUAUGGAUGUUUGUCAGAAAUUUUGAGAGAGUACAUGUUAUCCUAUUCAAAGUAUGGACAUCAAGUGAAUGUGAUUUUUCUGUCGCUUCCCAUUUCGCAUGACUCACAAUCGAAGGAAAUUCCAGUUUGGAACUUUCUUAAACUUGACCUUCGAAAACAUUCCUUGGAUCGCCUAAUGGAGAAGGCAAAUCAAUAUAUGAGUGAAGUCACUCAAACGAAUGGCCAAGCUCUCUUCGAAAAGAAGAGACGAAAACAAAGCAAAAUUCCAACCUCUCCAUGUUCGUCCCAUGAAUAUAAUCAGGAUUGUUCUCAAUAUUGA
This is a messenger RNA of Naegleria fowleri, 1542 nucleotides long. RefSeq lists its product as uncharacterized. Gene Ontology annotation, cellular component: cytoplasm. NCBI's taxonomy places the organism in Eukaryota, Heterolobosea, Eutetramitea, Acrasida, Naegleriidae. Gene Ontology annotation, biological process: regulation of angiogenesis. The coding region runs from base 1 to 1542 and encodes 513 amino acids. The record is from RefSeq and is a predicted model, not a curated record. The transcript is spliced from 2 exons.